This is a messenger RNA of Cyprinus carpio (common carp), 4016 nucleotides long. Its product is annotated as repulsive guidance molecule A-like. The record is from RefSeq and is a predicted model, not a curated record. Gene Ontology annotation, cellular component: plasma membrane. Gene Ontology annotation, molecular function: coreceptor activity. Lineage: Eukaryota; Metazoa; Chordata; Actinopteri; Cypriniformes; Cyprinidae. Gene Ontology annotation, biological process: BMP signaling pathway.
GGUUAAGAAACUCAACCCAAAAGUGUUGAAGAGCUCCAUGCAUUCAAAAAGGGAGAGGAGAGGAGCGCUGUCCCGUGCUGGAUGGAUGGUUAUGGGGAAAGGAGCAGGACCAUCGGCGCUACAAGUCUGCCAGUUCGUUGUACUGUUUCUCUGUCUGUAUCCAGCAGCCACUCUGCAGUGUAAGAUCCUCAAGUGUAACUCAGAGUUCUGGGCCUCCACCUCCAGCUCUGGCCCAGAAGAGGAGUUCUGCACCGCUCUGCGAGCGUAUAACAACUGUGUCCGUCGUACUGCCCGUACGUGCCGGGGUGACCUGGCCUACCAUUCAGCCCAACAUGGUAUAGAGGAUCUUAUGAGCCAACACAAUUGCUCUAAAGAAGGACCCACUACCCAGCCUCGUGUCCGCACACCCCCGCCCCCGGUCCAGCCACCUCCAGACAUCAAUGUUCCCUCUGACAGGCCAGAGGUGUGCCAUUACGAGCGGAGUUUACAACGCAAUGCUGCGCCUCCCAAUUACACUCACUGUGGCUUUUUUGGGGACCCACAUCUCCGCACAUUCAACGAUGACUUUCAGACCUGUAAAGUUGAGGGAGCCUGGCCGCUGAUUCACAAUAAGUACCUGUCUGUGCAGGUUACGAACACUCCUGUUGUACCUGGAUCUUCUGCUACAGCUACUAGCAAGCUAACAAUCAUCUUCAAGGACUUUCAAGAAUGUGUAGACCAGAAGAUGUACCAUGCGGAGACUGACGAGCUUCCAGCUGCAUUUGCUGAUGGUUCAAAGAACGGAGGUGACCGCCAUGGGGCCAACACCUUACGUAUAGUAGAGAAGGUGCCUGGACAACAUGUGGAGAUCCAAGCACGUUAUAUCGGCACCACUUUUGUAGUUCGGCAGGUUGGCCGCUACCUCACCUUUGCAGUGCGGAUGCCAGAGGAGGUUGUGCAUUCGGUGGAGGACCAGGACAACCAGGACCUUUACCUCUGCCUGCAUGGUUGCCCUGCCAACCAGCGAAUAGACUUCAGGACCUUCAGAGCACAUGCGGCAGAGAGCCAUGGCUUAGGCAGGGGACGGCCGGGCACUCCUACACAUGGCUUCACAUACCAGUCAGCCAUGGCCAAGUGCAAAGAACGUCUACCAGUUGAGGAUUUGUAUUUUCAAUCCUGCGUUUUUGACUUGCUAUCUUCUGGAGACAUCAACUUCACCCUGGCAGCCUACUACGCCUUUGAGGAUGUUAAAAUGCUCCACUCCAACAAAGACAAGUAUCACCUCUUUGAAGGGGAUACAAUAUUCAGUUCUGCCUCAGAAAAUUGGGGUUUUAGUUUCCUAAUCAUCAGCCUUGUUGUCGUACAGCUAUGGACUGACAUGUGUUUCAUUUGUCUGUAGUCCCCAAUGGACAUCCUUGUUAGAUGGUUGGAAGAUGCUGUAUGCAUGUGAAAUGCUGCUCUCACCAUGUUGUGUUCCAUCUAUCAGAGGCUGGGAUUCUCAGCUAGAGCCAGAGCUUCUGCCGAGGGCUUUCACACUUGUGUGUCUUGUGUCACACCAUGGAUUCAUCUCUCGUCAUCAUCAUGUAUGUUCAUUCAUCAGGCCAGAGCAGAAGCCUUCCUGGUGAUCCGCCCAUCUCUGUGGUCAUCCUGCUGAUCUCAUAACUGCUCCAUGACAGAGAACAGUGCUGAGAGGUCCUGAGACUCGAGUCAGAUUAAACCACCCUUUUUCCCACCAGGGUGAUGUGCCACUGACAGGAGUGAGGGGGGUGAUCCUUUGCAGAAAUAAGAGCUUGGAGCUGUUCUUCAGUUCACUUGAUGCCAAGUGAGAGGUGAAGUAUGCCUCCCAGAGCCAUGCUGGAGGACAUGACAGGAGCUUUUAUUAACACCUCCAAAGUUGGAGGGCCGGCAGGAGUUCUCUCUUUGAAGAAGCUCUAGCUUCGGAAAAAUGUUAGCUUUCUAGAGAAAACCCCUUGGCCAAGGCCAUGUCAGACUAGUAAGUCAUGUUAUCUACAGAGGCCAUAACAUCAGACCUUUUGUAUAAUUUGUCUAAGUGUGUGUGCAAGAGAAAGAUGUGUUAUUUUGUGGGUGAUUAUAUGAAUGCUUGUGUGUGUGUGUGUGUGUGUGUGUGUUUGUGUGUGUGUGUGUGUGUGUGUGUGUGUGUUUGUGUUUCAUAAUAUUUGUAUAUUGCACCCAGGGUCAUAAUGUAGCUCUGGUGUGGUGGUUCAUGAGUCAGUAAGAAGUUUUACUGUCUGCCAAGAGCUCUUUCCAACAUCUUAUAUAAAAAAGGGUGUCAAACAUUGUGUCAAACAGACUUUAAACUACACCCAUUCUCCUUAGGUGUUAAUAAUUUUGGAAAAUAUUUAUUGAAUUUUCUCCAUUGUCAAAUUGGAUGUUCAAAGUCAGCCUGAACAAUUGUUAGGCACACAGAGAAUAACCUUUAAUUUGUUCACAAAGUAAAAGCCAUUGAAUAAAAAAUAAUAAUAAUUAACGUCAUACAGUGGUAUAGCCCAAGACAGAGUUGUCUUUGAAAAUAGCAAACUUGCUUCCGAUAAACACGUUUGUGGGAAAAAAUAAUAAUGCCAGUUUGCAGUAGGUAGCAUAACCAGCAACAUAUAUAUCCAGGAGAGAGCCAAGUUCCUCCAUACAGUGUUUGCAGUUUGAGAUGGGACCCACAAAGAAGGUCCAUCAAUCAUCCUUACUGCUUCUUAAAGAGCAACGCCUUGCUCUCCAUUUCAAAAGGGUGUCGACGUGGCUGUGCUGUAGGCCGCGUUUAACUCUCGACUGUAGAUCUGUGAAUUUAUGGCGCAGGCGUUUUGCCAAAGAACAAGCCAUGGUGCCAACAAUUUCCCAAACAGCUGAAUUCUCUCUCUCUCACGUUCUCAUGGGACCUUUUGUGGUUCACUUAGCUAAGUAUUUGGGCUCAAACCAGAUGUCCUGAUUGUGUAUAAUAUUGGAAGGUGCUGCUAACUACGGUGAGGUGGCUGGACCAGUGCAAGAGCUAUUAAGAACAUCUGCCAUGCAUUUCUUGUGAUGUUUGAAAUGGGGGCAUUUGCUCUUCAGCCAUUAGCAGGCUCAGGAUUACUGGCACUCAGUAUUGUAAAUAGCAGUAGUAGUAUUGGAGAGCUAAAGUCACAUGAUACAUAGCACCACUAUUUUUAAGAGUGAAACUGCACCCUUGGUAGCUUAAUAGUUUUAUAGGCCAUGUCUAGAGACUGUUGGAAAGGUCUUUAUGGAAGAUGAAGCCCACAUAACUUCUUCAACAUGUCCCAUUUCUUCUAAGAACAUCUGUCACAGUUGUCUCUUAUCAGUGUUUGUUUUCUCUUAGUAAAAAUUUUGAACUAUGAAAAUAUGGUUUAGAUAUUAAUUAUACAUAAAGAAUCCUUUAAAAGACUUCAUGGUAAUUUAUUCUUACACUGUAAAGUUUUGAGAGCCUUACUGCUAAGAAAGCUUGUGUUGUUGGUGCAGUUCAUGGCUUUAAAGAGACUUUUGAAAGCAUAAAAAAUUAUUGUAAUGACUUUUGUGUUUAAGUGUGCUUGUGUUGUCAGUGCUUUUUGGAUUUAUAUGUGUAAUGUGACAUGUUUAUAAGUUUGUGUGAUUUGGCAAGUAAUAUUUUGUGCUGAUUUUUUGGUACGUCAAAGGGUGUGGUGAAAUUUACCUUUAAAUUUAAAGGGAUAUUGUGUACACAAGCACAACAAAAACACAAUCUAAUUUGGAACAAGAGUAAAACAGAGAGGUCAUGUCUUUUAACUAAAUAGUAAGUAGGAUAUGUGUGACUUGCGGUGUUCAUGUGUUGUUUAUUACAAAAGCACUUUAUGUUUUUAUUCUCUUUAACCUAGCUCUUACUUGGUUUUAACUUGAUGGUGAAAGAGUUUAUCCUGAAAAAUAAAAGUGAAUGAUAACAUUUUUAAAUGUAUUGACAUUGAAUGGGAGUUACCAGAAAGCUUAGUCUGUUUUUGUAUGUAGGACUAAAGCGGUGCCACACACCACCUGUAAAUACUGUAAAUUAUUUAUUGAAGAAAAAUAAAGUGUCAUGUUGA